Messenger RNA from Tarenaya hassleriana, 1348 nucleotides. Its product is annotated as polycomb group protein FERTILIZATION-INDEPENDENT ENDOSPERM. NCBI's taxonomy places the organism in Eukaryota, Viridiplantae, Streptophyta, Magnoliopsida, Brassicales, Cleomaceae. Gene Ontology annotation, biological process: negative regulation of transcription by RNA polymerase II. The record is from RefSeq and is a predicted model, not a curated record. The coding region runs from base 63 to 1172 and encodes 369 amino acids. Gene Ontology annotation, cellular component: ESC/E(Z) complex. Gene Ontology annotation, molecular function: protein binding; nucleosome binding. The transcript has 13 exons.
UGCUUCUUCAGUUCGAACCCAACAAAACUAGUUGCAAAGAGGGAGAAUCAGAUUGUGUAGAAAUGGCGAAACCAGCUGUAGGAAACGAGUCGGUGGUGGGAUCUCUGACGCCAUCGAAGAAGAGAGAUUACAGAGUCACGAACAGGCUCCAAGAAGGGAAAAGACCCUUAUACGCCGUCGUCUUCAACUUUAUUGAUUCUCGUUUCUUCAAUGUCUUCGCCACUGUCGGCGGAAACCGGGUCACUGUUUACCAAUGUCUUGAAGGUGGUGCUAUAGCCGCAUUGCAAUCUUAUGUUGACGAAGACAAGGAUGAGUCCUUUUACACUGUAAGUUGGGCAUGCGGCAUUGGUGGGAACCCAUUCGUGGUGGCUGGAGGUGUAAAUGGUAUCAUUCGUGUCAUUGAUGCCAACAAUGAGAAAAUAUAUAAGAGUUUCGUGGGUCAUGGAGAUUCAGUAAAUGAAAUCAGGACUCAGCCAUUGAAGCCUUCACUUGUGAUAACUGCAAGCAAGGAUGAGUCGAUUCGAUUAUGGAAUGUUGAAACUGGAAUAUGCGUUCUGAUAUUUGCGGGCUCCGGGGGUCAUCGCAAUGAAGUUCUAAGUGUGGAUUUCCAUCCUUCAGAUAUAUACCGAAUUGCAAGUUGUGGUAUGGACAACACUGUUAAGAUAUGGUCGAUGAAAGAGUUCUGGCAAUAUGUGGAGAAGUCUUUCACAUGGACUGACCUACCAUCAAAAUUCCCCACAAAAUAUGUGCAAUUCCCUGUAUUCAUAGCUUCAAUUCACUCAAAUUAUGUGGACUGUACUCGCUGGCUUGGUGAUUUUGUCCUUUCAAAGAGCGUUGACAAUGAGAUCGUGUUGUGGGAACCAAAAGCAAAAGAGCAGUCUCCUGGAGAGGGUACAGCAGAUAUCCUACAAAGGUACCCUGUUCCUGAAUGUGACAUUUGGUUCAUCAAAUUUUCAUGUGACUUCCAUUACAACGCUGCCGCUAUAGGGAAUCGUGAAGGGAAGAUUUAUGUAUGGGAACUACAAAGUAGCCCUCCUGUUUUGAUUGCGAGGUUGUCUCACAAUCAAUCAAAGUCUCCGAUUAGACAAACGGCCAUGUCAUUUGAUGGAAGCACUAUUCUUAGUUGUUGUGAGGAUGGGACGAUUUGGCGUUGGGACUCGACGGGCAACUAAAGAGAGUUUAGUCUUUUGUAUAAUUAAGGUAUGUUGAUCUUGAGAACAUUCUCCAUUGUCUGCUUGCUAAGUUCAAACUGGUGUUUAGUUAAAUGUAUGGAUUUGGGACUUGUUCUGUAGUUCUGGUGGUGCGGUUUUUUUGUUCUGACACUUUACACUCGUGUCAUUUAGCUUCA